Messenger RNA from Punica granatum (pomegranate), 270 nucleotides. Lineage: Eukaryota; Viridiplantae; Streptophyta; Magnoliopsida; Myrtales; Lythraceae. The record is from RefSeq and is a predicted model, not a curated record.
GACCGUUCUCAGACCAUCAGGCACAUGAUCGAGUACGACUGCGCCGACAACGGGAUCCCCCUCCCCAACGUCACCAGCAAGAUCCUCGCCAAGGUCGUCGAGUACUGCAAGAAGCACGUUGAGGCCGCCGCCGAGAGCAAGUCCGAGGACCGCCCCUCCCCCGCCACCGCCGCCCAGGACGAACUCAAGGCGUGGGACGCUGAUUUCGUCAAGGUCGAUCAGGCCACGCUCUUCGAUCUGAUUCUGGUCGGUCAGUUGCUGCUCUCCUAG